AUGCCGGCGCGCUGGGCGUCGUCGCAGCGGCCGCUGCUGGUGCGUACGGUGUGGGUGGACGGCGCGCGCCACGCCAUCCUCUCCGCGGACGACCCCGCCGCCCACGGGCCGCCCGCCGUGCGCUGCUGCCGCUCCGCCCCCGGGGGCGGCGGCACCUCCUCGCCUGCGGUGGCGACCAGGACGGUGGCGGCGGUGGCAGCAGGGGGGCGGCGCCUGCUGCGCGUCAGCUUCCUGCUAGGGCCCGAGCCGCCACAGGGACCCGCGCCGCCCCCGCUGCACCCCCACGGUGCCCGGGGCCACCCGCGCCGGCGCUGGCCCCCGGCGUCGCGCCGUCCCCGCUGCUGCGGCCGACCCUUCGUGCCUCUAGGGCCGCCCCCGUCUCCCAGCAGCAGCGACUGCGGGGGCGAGCAGCUGGCCGGCCCUCUGUCGGAGCGCGUGCUGCGCUGGCUGCACCUGGCGGGCCGAGACGCCCCCGCGCCGCCCUCGCCGCCCCUGCCGCCCCAGCAGCCGCCGCCGCUGCCUCCACCUCUGCCCGCGUCGCCCCGGCCGCUGAGGACACCGCGUCGCGUGGUGCGCACAGUCAGCCUGGAGGCGUCCCCGCCGUCGCCGCCGCCGCCGCCUUCGCCUCCGUCUUCGCCGCUGCCUUCGCCCCCUCCGUCCCCGGAACCGGAGCAGAAGGCGGGCCAGUGUCGCCCCCAGCUACACGUGUUCGUGCCCACGCUGCCGAGGGACUGCGACACCCUCAGCUGCCACAGUGAUUCCUGA
This is a messenger RNA of Schistocerca serialis cubense, 765 nucleotides long. RefSeq names its product basic proline-rich protein-like. The transcript is spliced from 2 exons. Bases 1 to 765 code for a protein of 254 amino acids. NCBI's taxonomy places the organism in Eukaryota, Metazoa, Arthropoda, Insecta, Orthoptera, Acrididae. The record is from RefSeq and is a predicted model, not a curated record.